Exophiala spinifera is the source of this 2004-nucleotide messenger RNA. RefSeq lists its product as uncharacterized. NCBI's taxonomy places the organism in Eukaryota, Fungi, Ascomycota, Eurotiomycetes, Chaetothyriales, Herpotrichiellaceae. Gene Ontology annotation, biological process: double-strand break repair via nonhomologous end joining. Gene Ontology annotation, molecular function: DNA end binding. Gene Ontology annotation, cellular component: DNA ligase IV complex; nucleus. The coding region runs from base 1 to 2004 and encodes 667 amino acids. The transcript has 2 exons. The record is from RefSeq and is a predicted model, not a curated record.
AUGCCGGACUUGGGACAACAAGGCUGGCAGGAACUGCAGGAGCCGUCUCGGAAACAAUGUCCUAAGCUAUUCUAUAACCUGAACACAGAUGGCGAAUGCCUGAAUUUGUUGAUGACCGAUUUGAUCUCGGUAUGGGAGAGCUCCCUCGACAAAUACGACAUCAUAGGUGAAGCGGCCCGUCAACACACGAGCAUCGAUCCGUCAGUAUCCUCUGAUCAAUUCGACGUCCUCUUGACCAAAAUCGCCAAGAGCUUGAAAGAUGGCGAGAAUGUCCUUUCUAAACAAGUAAUCAGAAACUCGCAAGUCCUCAUCCUAAGUACAAAGUUGGAUCUUCCCAAGCCGCUGAAACGGCUUGAAUGGACCUUCAAACUCACCCCUCAAGACGCGUCAGAGAUGGCAGAACGCAUCCUUCGCCCCAGCCUGCAUGAAGUCGCAGUUUCGCAAGACAAGAUCAAGUCACUUAUUCGUGCCAUCAAGGACAAGGACCACAUCAUCUCUCGACUGCUCGAAAGAAUCGGCAGCUCCUCUAUUGAUUUGAGCUUAGUUUUCCCUGGGAUUACGGGAAUGGCACGGCGAGGAGCACAAGUCACAGUUACAGAUGCCAAGAAGCACGUUCCGGGGAUGGCACCUUUCGACGAGAAACUGUGGACUAAGCAGUUCGCCAAUGAUGACGGCUAUGAAGGUGCCGACCGCACUGGCCUGGGAAAUCUUGUCCGUGGCUGCGAGAAGUGUUUUGCCCAUUCGAAGGCCGAGCACGAGGGCUGGGUCAAAGAGUUAUCUUCGCCUACGAAGAAGGAGGUCGCCGGGUCAAAGAAAACUGAGCGGCCAAAGUCAACUGCGUCCAGGGAUAUUCGAGGAGAGAGUAAAUCAAACGAUGAGUCUACCGAUUCCGAUGACGAAUUCGAGAGACAACCUACACCUCCUGCCCUCAGAUCCAGAGGAGGUCCCACUACCAAGCCAUUAGCAACCCCAAUGCCCGAGCCAGACGAGGAAGACGAAGGCGAAGAACGCACAGCCAAUCGAGGAAAGCUCUCAAAGAUAGGCAGACUAGGUCGCCGCAAUGCAACGAAGUCGUUUGGUCACACAGAAUCGAGGAGCGAAUCACCUUCACCUGAUAGAACAAAUGGAUCUUCGCCACCGCGCCGUGGUUCUGACAGUUCAACGUCUACGGCCACCGCAACCGAGGAUGAGGACGAGGAAGUCAAACCGCUGUCCAAAGCGCGAGGGUCGGAGUCUACAAUUGGUGCCCUAAGAUCAAAGCAGCCAUUGCGAAAAUCUCCAUCUCCAUCGCCGUCGCCCACACGACAUGCUUCAAAGGAGAAGAAUCAUUAUCGCUCCCCUCCCUCUGCUCAAACAGACGAUUCCUCUGAGCUCGAUCUCGACGCGUCGCCUUCCCCGGCCAAACCUCAGCCACGCCAGCACCAUCGCCUUGGACGUCUCGGUGCCAAAUCCGCAACAACGUCGUCAGGAGAAAGAGACGCAGAUACUUCGUCCCGUGGACAAUCCAAUCUGAAGAAUGGCAACAACAGCAACGACCCAUCGGGUUCCGAGUCGGAUUCUCAAUCCAAGCCCGGAACGCAAACCACACCGCGGCGGCGAAAACUAGGGCGGAUCGGGGCACACAAACAAUCCACUCAAGCACAGCCAAGCUCCUCGCCUUCCGCAUCCUCAGCAGGACCACAAUCCAACUCGUCUCGCAAGACGAAGGGUAACAAGCAAACUUCCGAAGACAAUGAUAACGGCAGUGACAAUGACUCGGAUGCCACAAACUCACCUUCUCCAUCUACCACGCGACUUCGCUCAAGGGAUGUAGCACCUCGUCAUUCCAAGGACAAGGACACGAGCAAGGUCGAAUCUGAACCUCCAUCACACCCUCACGGUAAAAGGGACUCGCCGUCCCCCGCAAAGGAAGAGACGGUGGAAGAAAAGGCCAAUCGCAGACGAAUGGAACUCAAGCGCACUAUAGCUGCGAACGCUGGUGCGAAGAAGAAGCGACGCUUCUGA